Hansenula anomala is the source of this 1656-nucleotide messenger RNA. RefSeq names its product Sge1p (gene SGE1). Gene Ontology annotation, molecular function: transmembrane transporter activity. The record is from RefSeq and is a predicted model, not a curated record. Gene Ontology annotation, biological process: transmembrane transport. Lineage: Eukaryota; Fungi; Ascomycota; Saccharomycetes; Phaffomycetales; Wickerhamomycetaceae. Bases 1 to 1656 code for a protein of 551 amino acids. The transcript has a single exon.
AUGACAUCUACAUCCUCAAUUGAAACCAUUAAGCGGGAACAACUCAAAAUCAAGGAUGAUGAGGAGGUUAAUACACUGGAAGUUCACCUUUCUCAAGUUUUGGCUGACUCCCAUGAUAACAUUCUACCCAAAAAAAAGCUACUUAUUGUCUUUGGAGCCUUAGCAAGUGCAUUGUUUUUAUCUUUUGUUGACCAAAACGGGAUUACUAUUGCACUUCCAGAUAUAGCAGAGGAAUUAGAUGCUCAAGAGACAGUUUCAUGGGCUGGGACAUCAUCCUUGAUUAGUCAAACGGUAUUCAUGGUGCUCUUUGGAAGAUUUAGUGACAUUUUUUCAAGAAAAUAUGUUUUGAUAGCCUCCAUGGUUAUUUUAUCAUUAUCAGACUUAGCAUGUGCAUUGGCACAAACUCCAUACCAACUAUAUAUUUUUAGAGGUUUUUCUGGAAUUGGUAAUGGUGGUAUUACAUCACUGAGUAUGAUGAUUGUUUCUGAUAUUGUUACAUUAGAGGAAAGAGGGAAAUAUCAAGGAAUUUUAGGUUCAUGUGUUGGAUUGGGUAAUGCAAUUGGGCCAUUUUUAGCUUCAGCGUUCAUAACACACACACACUCUUGGAGGAAAUUCUACUUUAUGUUAUUCCCUCUUGUUAUAUCAGGAUGCACAUUCAUUGUAUGGCUGGUUCCUUAUACACAUCAUAAACAGGAUAUGAAGAAACAAUUUUCACAAAUUGAUGUUUUGGGGUUUUUGUCAAGCUCUGUUACAAUAAUUUUCCUAUUGAUUCCAAUAAGUGGCGGUGGUUCAACUUAUAAGUGGGAUAGUGCAUUUUCAAUUGCAUUCCUAUGUAUUGGAGGAGUUUCAUUUAUUGUUUUUUUGAUUGUUGAAAAAAAGUUUGCACUUCUUCCAAUGAUGCCUUUACAUCUAUUCAAUACUAGAGUUUCUUUGAAUUUUUUAUUUGCUCAGAAUUUUUUCUUUGGAAUAUGUUAUUUUGGUAUGUUGUAUUAUAUUCCAUUUUAUUUGCAAUCAAUUAGGGGUUUCAAUACCAUAGAUUCUUCCAAGUAUAUGCUGUGUAUGGUAUUCCCACAGGUUUUCGUUUCUGUUAUUAGUGGCCAGAUUAUUUCAAGACACAAACAUUAUUGGCAUGUUGUGUGGUUUGGUUAUACCUUUUGGACUGUUGGUAUGGGUUUAUUACUUCUUUGGGGAACAACUACACCUAUUUCAAUUACAAUUGGUGCUUUAGUUGUUACUGGAUGUGGUAUUGGGGCAACUUUCCAGCCUACGUUGAUUGCAGUACAAGCACAAUCCUACAGAAAAGAUCGGGCAAUUGUUAUUUCAACAAGAAAUGUUUUACGUUGUUUUGGUGGCUCAGUUGGAUUAGCCGUUGCUUCAACAAUUUUGUCAAAUUUUUAUAAUCAAAAGCUCACCAAUUAUGGAGCUUCUUAUUUUAGUUCAGAAGAAGUCAAAUCUUUAAAGAGUCAAGUGUUUAGCAUUCCCUCUUUUGAUAAGUACUCUUUGAUCCAAGUCCAAUUCUUGAAAAAUAUUUAUAUGGAAUCAUUGAAGAAUGUGUUUUACUUGUGGAUAGGUUGCAUUGCCUUUUGUUUAUUGAGUAAUGCCACCGUUAGAGAUACAGGUUUAGAACCUCUACAAGAAAAUGUUAAUGAAAAAUAA